GCCUAGACUGGGAAACGGGGGCGGGGCCUAGGAGAUCCCGGGCCUCAGUGUGGACGCAGUGGUUCUGCCUGGAGGUCUUCGUCAUGGUGGCGCCCGUGUGGUACAUGGUAGCGGCAGCUUUGCUAGUCGGCUUUAUCCUCUUCCUGACUCGCAGCCGAGACCGGGCGGCAUCAGCUGGCCAAGAGCCACUACACAAUGAGGAGGAGCUGGCAGGAGCAGGCUGGGUGGCCCAGCCUCGGCCCCUGGAGCCUGAGGAGUCACGAGCUGGAGGCAGGCCCCGGCGCCGGAGGGACCUGGGCAGCCGCCUACAGGCGCAGCGGCGAGCCCAGCGGGUGACCUGGGCAGAAGCAGAUGAGAAUGAGGAAGAAGCUGUUGUCCUAGCCCAGGAGGAAGAAGGCAUUGAGAAGCCAGCAGAAACUCACCUGUCAGGGAAAAUUGGAGCUAAGAAACUGCGGAAGCUGGAGGAGAAACAAGCACGAAAGGCCCAGCGUGAGGCAGAGGAGGCUGAACGUGAGGAGCGGAAACGACUCGAGUCCCAGCGUGAAGCUGAGUGGAAGAAGGAGGAGGAGCGGCUUCGCCUAGAGGAGGAGCAGAAGGAGGAGGAGGAGAGGAAGGCCCGUGAGGAGCAGGCCCAGCGGGAGCAUGAGGAGUACCUGAAACUGAAGGAGACCUUUGUGGUGGAGGAGGAGGGCGUGGGAGAGACCAUGACUGAGGAACAGUCCCAGAGCUUCCUGACAGAGUUCAUCAACUACAUCAAGCAGUCCAAGGUUGUGCUCCUGGAAGACCUGGCUUCCCAGGUGGGCCUACGCACUCAGGACACCAUAAAUCGCAUCCAGGACCUGCUGGCUGAGGGGACUGUAACAGGUGUGAUUGACGACCGGGGCAAGUUCAUCUACAUAACCCCAGAGGAACUGGCCGCCGUGGCCAACUUCAUCCGACAGCGGGGCCGGGUGUCCAUCGCCGAGCUUGCCCAAGCCAGCAACUCCCUCAUCGCCUGGGGCCGGGAGCCCUCUGCCCAGGCCCCAGCCUGACCCCAGUCCUUCCCUCUUGGUCUUAGAGUUGGUGCGGCCUACCUGGCUAUACAUCUUCAUCCCUCCCCACCAUCCUGGGGAGGUGACAGAGUGUGGCCAGGCAGUUACAGAUUAAAGGCCUGUGAGUACUGCUGAGCUUGGUGUAGCUUGGUGUGGCAGAAGGCCUGGCCUGGGAUCCUAGAUGAGCAGGUGAAAUUUAGGCGUCAGAAUAUAUCUGAGAGGAGGGGAGGGUCCUUUGGAAGCUGGUGGAAGUCCCAUUCUUAUUAUGAAUCCAUUCAUUCAAGAAAAUAACCUAUUGCACAUUUACUGUGUCCGUUUGUCCUCUGCAAGCUCUGCCCCCAAGUCCUAGAUAAGGUCUUUCUCUUCUUCUGCCCCCACUCAAAGUAGAAGUAGGGAACCUCUUGGGCCACAUCCCUGUUAACUGGGGAGGGGAGGUCUCAGGGGUAUUUUUUUUUUUUUUUACGGAUCAGGAGCCCUUAAUAGGGCUGAGAGCCACUGGGGAGAAGAGUUAAUGAGAAUCACCAAGGAUAGAGUCCUAGGGAGCAUCAGCCUUUAAAAGGGAGGGCGGUGGGUCAGUGAAGGAGAGAGCCGUUUGCUGGGCAGGUAGAAGGAGAGGACCUGCUUGAGCUGGCUAUAAUUGUGCAGCAGAGGGACACUGCUCAUAUGGUAAAUCACAUGAAUUCAGCUCUACAUCUUGACAAAAUAAAAAGUUUAAAUGGUGUGGGUGAUUCCACCCACUGGUA
This is a messenger RNA of Sapajus apella (tufted capuchin), 1774 nucleotides long. RefSeq names its product DDRGK domain containing 1 (gene DDRGK1). NCBI's taxonomy places the organism in Eukaryota, Metazoa, Chordata, Mammalia, Primates, Cebidae. The record is from RefSeq and is a predicted model, not a curated record. The transcript is spliced from 9 exons. Bases 84 to 1031 code for a protein of 315 amino acids.